AUGCCGCGGCGGGCGACGGAGCGCCUUUCCUACCGCCCCGGCUCGCGGGGCGCCCGCCUCAGCCUCUUCCACGUGAAACUGACCGACUCGGCCCUCCAGGCCUUGCUCGCCUACCAGCGGUGUCAGGUAAUGGGCUGGCUUGGAGGCGAUUGCCGGACGGCCGGUCACUUGGCGGGAGGGGUGGUCUCACUGCCCGCUUUUUUUCUGCAGGUGGCGGCGCCUCGUCCCGUGAUCGCCUUCCAGGGCAGCCAAGGGGUAAGGAUAUUUCCCAGCGCCGUGCAUUGGGCAGGGGUCCUGUCGAGUCCCAUCGCCGGGGCUGGGCAACGGAGGGGCGCCGUGGCCGUUGCUAUCGCCGUGGGCGCCGCCUGCUUGCUAACGAGCUCCCCGCGGCUUUCAGCAAGGCGGCUAACAAGUCUCGCGCGAGCGGCAGACCGAGCCUGGCUGCGGCGUCCUCCCCGCGGAGUGCUCUGCUGUCUUGGCGCUGGAACGGGGCAGCCCGCCCCGUCGAAAGCCGCUUCUUUUUCGGGCUGAAAGUCCCCUUUAGUAGCAAGGGAAGAGGGAAAGAGACGGGGUGGGCAGGAGCCGCGCCUUCGCUGCUCUGUAUGGGGAGCCCCGCCCACUCCCUUCCUGCGCAGGGCCAAGACUGACCCCUGGAAAAGCACCGCCCCACAGUGUUUUUCACUCAGGCAGAGCCAGGUCCCACAGACACAGAAACAGCCCCCAGCCACAUGUCUAGGGUCAGGCCCUGCUCCUGAGGCCAAGGGGCCAGACCAGAUCCCCCCUCUUCUCUUUCUAUGCUGUCCAGUAUCUGAAGGUGCCCUGCGGCGCCACUGCUGGCCGUCGUGACCCACGGACUUUCCGCUUCACCUUCUACCUCUCACGCUAUACGAAGGAGCAGCCGCAGGCCAGCUUUGAUUGCGUCCGCCAGGCCAGUACCAGGUAAGCUGGCCCAGCCCAAAGGCUAUUUCCCUGGGGGGUGGGAAUGGGGGAGAGAGGCUUCCCUGAACAUUGCUCUUCUUUGCCCAGGUGGCUGGAGGGCAGAGGAGCCAUCCAGGAGAAGAUCACCAUCUGUGCCAUGGUUGUGGAGGCCUCCCAGUCCAGAUGGGGGGUAGAGAGGUCGACCUGCCAUAGGGCAGCAGCUGCGUUCCCAAACCCAGGUGAGGAGAGAGGGGCAAGGGGCAGCAAGGGCUUCUUGGAUAGGAGCUGAAGGGGGAAUUGGCACAAAUUGCCACCACCUCUCUCCCCUCCCCACUUCCUGAAAGGAACAAUUUGUGAGCGCUGCCAUUCAAAGGUCUCUGGUUCUAACCUAGAAUGUAUAUAUCCUAAGAAGCAGUGGAACUUGUUUUAAAACCACCUAGCAAACUGUUUUUACUAACAUGUGAUCAUAAUGGAACAGUUUAGUUUGGUAUCUUAACAAAAACCUUAUAACUAGUAUAAAGCUACCCUGGAUUUAUGAAAUCCUUCCAUGUGUGAACCACCUUGAGAUCUUUGGAUUAAGGGUGGUAUACAAAUUUAAUAAGUGGAUCUGAAGUGUAACUUCCAAAUUUCAGCUCAGCUGCUAUAGACAAUCACUGUGGAUGAAGAAUGGAAACUGUCUUCUGCAAUUAACAUUGGGGAGGGGGCAAGUAGCACUGGGGGCUACUGACAGCCAAGGCUGGCUCUAUUCCCUCACUCCCUUUGCCUUGACUUUCUGCUUUUCUGCACUGUAGAGACUGGCACCCUCCUCCCAAGGAAAGCAGCCUCAGAGAGCCCCAGUGGGAAAGGCAAAGGAAGCAGUCCCCCACCCAGUGAGCCCCCAUGGCCACCAGUGCAGGUGCGGGAAGGAAGAGACCAGAGGGCUGAGAGGCUGUUGGGCUUGUUGGAGAGGCCACAACUGCAGGCUGAGGUAGGUCUGGGAGAGGCCGCUGGGCUUCCUCACCUUGCUGGAGCCUUCCUCACCACCUUUACCCCACAGAUGGGGCAGCUGAGCCCCCCAGAAAGAAGUUACAGCUUGAAAGAAGAUUGUCUGCAACCUAGAAAGGAGGCCUGGACAGGUGCUCUGCAGCAGCACCAGGAAACAUCUGAGCACUUGCGCAGGUAGAGCAAUGAGUCUGGGAGUUAGACUACUGGGGAGGGAUAGGGUAUCCUUGUGGUCUUAGUCCUCAUUCUCUCUCCCUCCCUCCCUCUCUAGCAUAAUCCUGUCUCUUUAUGUGUGGGUGCACAGUUGUUCCCACUAUUCUGCUCUGCCAUGGUCAGCUUUUAACAGCUCUCCUUCCACUUCUGCAGGAAAGAGGCCCAGCAAACUUUGGCCAAGCCCUUCCCAUCUGAAAAGUUUGCUCCUUCUCAAGGUGGUAGUCCUUUAAGAGCGGUGAGUCCUACAACAGUGGUGCUUUAAUUCAGAGUCCUGCAAUGGUGGUGCUUUAAUUCAGAGCAGUAGCAGCGACAGCCGAUGAUGCCAUGGCAAGGCUGUGGUUGCAUCACCCCCUCUGGGCAGCCUCUCUAAUUCCCAGGCAUUGCAGGCUCCUGUGGGCACAGGGGGAGGGGGAGACUUUCUUGUCUUCCAUUUCUGCUGUUCGAAUUUGCCUGUCUGUGUCUGUGCUACUGCAUGGUGGUUUUCAGUUGAUCUUCCUGCCUAGAGGGAACCAUCAUUAUCCUGUUGUUCCUAGUAUCCACUUGGCAGAUUAGACUGUAAGAGAGGGCUUAUCAUUUGCCAUACUCAGACACAGUGCUUUAAAGUGGACUGUGCCUGGAAAGAGUGAAGUGUGGAUAUUAUUUUUCAGAGACUACAACCUCUCCGAGCUGCACUUGGGCCAAGAUCCAGGAGAUGGCAGGGGCCUCACUUUACAGGAGCCGAGAGCAGCUGGUGGGGACGCAAAAUGCAGCCUGCAGUGGCAGUGAAAAGCAGGGCCCAGACCGAUUGCAGCGACAUCAUAGGAGAGGUUCAGAGCUCGGAUGAGGAACCUGAAGCAGGAAGUCAAAGAGCACCAGAGGUCGAGUGGCCAGGGGAGGAGGAGAGGCAGGCAGGUGAGGAGUCUGGCAGGUGCACUCCCAACACAAACAUCAAAUAUGAUGGCAACUGGAACCUCUGCAAUCUGCUCCUGACCUUGAGCAAAAUGGAAAGCUCAGCCUUCCCAGUCAGGCAGAAUGGUUUAAACCAGGAGGUACUUGUACUGUCAAUUUGGGCCUAAAAAGCUGUCUAGAACCACCUUCUCAAUCUUCCUAGCCUUCCCGGUGUUUUGGACUGCAGAGCAGUUGGGCUGAUGGGAGGUGUAGACCAAAAUAUCCAGGUGGAAUGAGCCUGGGAAAGCAUUGAGCAACACACACUGGUGGGAGAUGCUGGUGUCCAAUGCAGGACUGCAGGGCAACUGCUGCCACCACAAUGACUCUGCUUUUCCUUUUCCCCUCCCCAGACCAUGCCAGCACUUCAGAGGACAACCUCAAGUACUACUUGUAAGUAUUUAGCUGCACUGCACACAAGGCAAGGGCAUUUUUCAUAGGCCUCAGCCAUUUGGGAACCAGCAUCAUUUUCACUGGUGCCCAGCCUUGUUGUACAUUUGGUGUGGGGAUCUCAUGCCUAGCGACCAAAUGGAGCUUCUGGAAGACUGUCCAUGCUGGAACACAAUCCUUGGGACCAAAAAAGGUUCUACUCCUGAUGUGGGAGAUGGAUUGGAGAGGUGGCUGCUGCUGUUGGCCUUCCCAACCAAUAUAGUGUUUGAUACAUUGGGUCAAAUUCCCCAAGGGAGGAGGCUCUCCCUUUCCAUCUUCUGACUCACAUAAUGUGUCUUUUGAAACUAGGAAAUAUGUCCCUAUUUGCUCAGUAAAGCAGUACAGAGCCUACCAGGAGGACUUCAGUGCAGACUACACUACAUACCGCCACCUCCAUGCCAGGAUUGGGAGUGUGAGCAGGAGGUUUGCCCAGCUGGGCACAAGGCUUAGGCGAAUGCAGCAAGGAACCAAGGAGUACAAGGUAACAACAUUCCAGGAAACAAAAGGGAACAAAGGGGAAGGGACAUUCCCUGCCUGGUCCUGGGCUGAACUAGCUCUCUUGGGUUACAGGUCCUAGAAGAUCAGAUUUUGCAAGAAUACAGGCACUUCAAAAAGGUGAGGAAACCAGGCUGGCAUCAGGGAGGUGGGUGCUUUCUUUCCCCCUGGUGGCUGAACUGUUUCCUUCUCUGCAGGUGUAUCCUAACUACCAAGAAGAAAAGAGACACUGCGAGUAUCUGCACCACAAGCUCUCCCACAUAAAGGCUCAAAUCCUAAACUUUGAGCAGAAUGUCCCUCCGGCUGGGCAGAGGGGCUGUGGCGAGAGGAGAUGAUGAGGGCAGCAUUCACCUGCAACUCCUCACAGCAAGCACAGGGGGGGCUCUAGUGUUUCAUUACAACUGCUUGCUCCUGGAGUGAGCUUUGUACAGCUUAAGAACAGGCCCAGCUUACAGUAUGUUCCUCUUAGGUUUUGGUCCAAGUCUGCUCUGCAACAUCUUGCUAGCUGAAAGCAAUUUGAAAAGAAACACUUAAAGCAGGGUGAGGGCGCUCCCUUUUCCCCAUCCUUCUGUAGCAACUUGUUGUGGCAGCCUAAAGUUACUUCAAGCUAUCCACAACCAGAGCAGCC
Messenger RNA from Podarcis lilfordi (Lilford's wall lizard), 4588 nucleotides. The record is from the annotation of a GenBank genome assembly. Lineage: Eukaryota; Metazoa; Chordata; Lepidosauria; Squamata; Lacertidae.